This is a messenger RNA of Cimex lectularius (bed bug), 3259 nucleotides long. Its product is annotated as GTPase-activating Rap/Ran-GAP domain-like protein 3. The transcript has 22 exons. Gene Ontology annotation, molecular function: GTPase activator activity. Gene Ontology annotation, cellular component: cytoplasm. Bases 123 to 2999 code for a protein of 958 amino acids. NCBI's taxonomy places the organism in Eukaryota, Metazoa, Arthropoda, Insecta, Hemiptera, Cimicidae. The record is from RefSeq and is a predicted model, not a curated record. Gene Ontology annotation, biological process: regulation of small GTPase mediated signal transduction; activation of GTPase activity.
GUCCUGACACUCCAGUAGACCGCCGACGACCGUGAGUGAAACACGGCCUGAAAUUCGAUCCGACAGAAACGCGACAAUUGCUGUUGCUGACCGCGUCUGCCCGGUCGACAUGCGGCUCUGACAUGCCUCUGUACAGUAACAGCCUCUCCCCUUCUACCUUCGAUAAGCUCGUAUCGCGGCUGAGAGGAGACCGGAAAGAAGGACGAGACCGUUCGAGGUCGCUAUGUGUCGAGAAGCUGGCUGCAGCCAUCAUCAGGCCGGGGUUCGUAGACCCCACCUGCAUCGUCGCCAGGGAUCUCAACUCGCUGCAGCGUCGAAGAGCCUCUUCUGCAAUCACCUCAUCCAACGACUUAAUAUCCAGGCGUGGAGUUUUCAGCAGACGGCAUUAUGGGAGCGUCGAAUUGCUGCCGCAGGUGGAAGCUAACGAUCAAGAUGCCAUCGGACGUAGAUUUAGAGUGGAAAAUGGAGAAUCAUUAGGAGGAAAAGAAGAGAUAUUUGGCUCGCCGAGCACACCCGUUUUAGAGAACCCGGAAUACCAAACUAGGUGGUAUUUCAAGUAUUUCCUUGGGAAGCUGCAUCAAAACUAUGUCGGAGUCGAUAGCGAAAAAGUACCCUUUUUCCUCAGCGUCGUUCUCACCGACACUAAUUCCCAAUGCGUCCCGCAGUAUAGAGUUAUUUUAUGGAAAAAGACGGGUGCACAGAAAAUCUCUUUAUCCUACACCCCAAACAAGCCGAUGACAGUGAAACAGAUACUGAGCAAUUUCCCCAACAUGGAAAAACUGGAAAAAGGCCCCAAGGAAAUUUUUGCUCCCGAUGUACAGAAGGACUUGCUGUUAUUGGAAGAGCAGGAGGGCUCCGUCAAUUUCAAGUUUGGCUGCCUCUACACCAGACCGGGUCAGGUCACCGAUGACGAAAUGUUCAGUAACGAGACUGGAAGUGUUGAAUUUGAGAGAUUCACAGCCCUUCUGGGAGACAAGAUCAGGUUGAAAGGCUGGGAUAAGUACAGGGGAGGACUCGACGUCAAAGGCGACAUGACUGGAAAAUAUUCUGUCUACACGAUCUACGAGGGCCACGAGAUCAUGUUCCAUGUUUCAACGUUGCUUCCUUAUUCAAAGGACAAUAAACAACAGGUCGAAAGAAAACGUCACAUAGGCAAUGAUAUAGUUAACAUUGUAUUUGUGGAAGGUGGACCGUCGGAGAUGGUCAACUUCAAUCCGUCUUGCAUCAAAUCUCACUUCACUCACGUGUUUGCCGUUGUUAGCUACUGCGCCGAAAACUCCUCAUACAGACUGGUCGUGUACUCGGAGGAGUCUGUGCCGCUUUUCGGCCCAUCACUGCCAUGCCCCUCCGUCUUCAAAGACCCGAGCGAAUUUCGAGAAUUUCUUCUCGUUAAACUGAUCAACGGAGAAAAGGCGACCUUCAAUACGCCUAUAUUUGCUCAGAAAAGGGAGAGAACGUUGGACAUGCUGAUCAAAGAUCUUUGCGCCGAGCAGAUGGGGGAUGCCAGUAGAGCGACUAUGCUUAACCGAAGGGCGUUCAGCGACGUUCUCCCGGAUCCUCCCAGGGGUUCAAGGAGAAAGGAAGAAGCGAGGCAAGUGGAGUUCGUUAGAAUUGGCCAGGCGCUGAAACUGGAAACUAUAGUGAAAGGGGACGCACCAACCUCGUUGGCGACAACCGGUCUGUACAAGCGAGCCCCAUGGGAGCCUCACUGCUUCUACCCUGACUUCAGUCACGAAAUCAUCUGUGGGGAUUCCUGGGGCGAGUCGAAGUUGGUCGUGUCGACGGAGACAGGGGUCUUUCUAGUCGAAGAUGGGUUGUCCCAUAAACAAAUUUUCGACAAAUCGGUCGUCAUCAAACAGCUCAACGUUGUCGAAGCUCAUGGGAUCCUACUCUUCCGAGCCGAUAAAGGGAGAGACAGCAAAAUCCACGUUUUCAGGUUGUCGGAUUUUGACUCGGACUGCCAAGCCGAGCCCAGGGUUUACUCGAGGCCGGACCUUAAGGAACACAAACUCGAUCGGACAAAAGGGUCCACCAUGUACGCUGUGAGUCGUCCUGGUGGUUCACAUCUGAGAAUGGUGGUGAGCCUGGGAAAGAAACUUCUAGUCAUGCAGUGGAGGCAUUCAGCUGCCUGGACAGCAUGGUGUCCAGCCAGCGACACUGACACAGUAGACGGAUUUCAGUGUUUAAGGGAAAUUUCUAUACCGGAAUCACCCACGCUCAUGACCCUCGUGGAUUCUUCGGUGGCGGCAUCAGCAGGAGGGAUCGCUGAUAAUACCAUAUGCAUCGGCUACAAAAACAUGUUUGACAUUGUCAACGAACGGAGCGGAGAAGUCAACAAGCUAUUCAGCAUCGCCGAGGGCACAAAGGCACACCUGAUCGCAGCAGUCGACCUGUACGAAGACGAAGAGCCAGAACUACUCCUUUGUUACAACAAUACGUGUCAUUUUCAAAAGUUAUCCGACAACACAUCCAACACGGAUUUCGACUUUCAUUGGAACUCAAUUCCUACUGCAAUUGUGUGCGCAUUUCCAUAUGUGUUGGCCUUUACUUCAGAUUCAAUGGAAAUAAGGCUAAUUAUCAAUGGGAACCUGGUUCAAACCAUGGCCAUGCCUAAAUUAAGACUUAUAACAUCAAAGAACGACAUCUUUUUUGCUACAACAGCUCCUGAAUUUUUUCAAAGCAAACCCGAAAGACUUCACAUGGAUAUGAAGACCGAACGAGACAAUAGCCUGUCGCCACCAUCUUCUCCACACUCAAUAUCACCGGAAGCACGCCCGUUCAGACUGUACAGAAUACCAUUGCAUGCUCUGAGCGGUAUAGUGGCCGCAUGUGAGCGUCGUUGUCCGACGCCAAGCCCUGAACCCCAACCUGGCACCGGUGAAAGUUCCAGUUCCAGCCUGUCACCCGGAUCCCGUCUGCUGGCAGAGCCGCCCCGGGGCAUCAGCAGGAGUUGUUCGUCUUCGCCGACACCACAGUCAUUUCUCCAGCAGCCCAAAUGAGAGAAGGAGUCAAAGCUAAUGUUGGGUUCUGUUUCCUGAUUGAAGACGUUCAGUUGCUGUCGUUCGCCGGACUUAACCUACGACACCCUUGAACUUGACCCCCUCAGUGGAAAACUAUGAGCAUAAGGCAAAUUAUAUGGAGACCCUCAAUGUUUUUUCCAGUUUGUUAAUUGGAUAAAAAAAAUCAUUAAUUUCUUCGUGUAUCUUCUGCAUUUAUUCACAACUCAUUAAAAAUGUGAUAUAUAUUAUUAAUUUCAUUC